AUGGAAUGCAGGCGGCCUGUAGGGCAGAAAAGAAGUGCGAGGCACUCCUUCGGUGGCCCGAGAAGCUUGGAUGGCUGGUGGGACUGGAGCCUGACCACGAUGCUGGAAGGCCUGUACUGGGGAGGCCUCUCCACAGCCAGCAUGCCAGGUGCGCAGGAGGGCCCCAGAGCUCUUGGAGGAAAGCACCACCUCCUAGGCCAUUUGGUCAUUAAGCAGCUGAAAGGUACUCCUGACAGUCUAGAGCCCGGGGACCACAAGGGGGCGUUAAGGGAGCAGCGGGCCCUGUGUCAGGACAGCGUAUGUGCCCAUGUGCAGCCAGGCUUGGAAACCCCCAGGUGCAAGGCCGACUUUGAAAUCGCAUUUUCAGAGCUUGUGGAAGACUCUUUCCCUACAUGUGGCCCCAAAGAUGGAGGCCCUGAAACCCCCUCUGUGAUAGACCCAGAGAUCCAAAGAGUGGCCCCAGGUGGCCCCAGGGGCUCCCAGGAGGAGAGCUCAGCCUGGGCAGCACAAGCCCUGACCGGCCCCAGGGCCAGUGGUUGGAUUGACCACAGCACCAGGGCUGUGUCCAUGCACUUUACCCUCUACAACCCUCCAACCCAGCUCUUCUCAAGCGUGUCCCUGAGCGCUGAGAUGCUCCCCACUGGGGGUCUCACCCUUUCCUCCCUGCUGGAGUCAGUCACCAUCUUGCAUGACUCAGCCCCACUGUACCACAUCCUGCUUCCAGAGCUGGUCUUCCUGGUGCUCAACCUGACUCACCUCUGUUUCCAAUUCUCCGGCAUGAUCGGGAUUUUGCUCUCCAAGUCAUGCAGAAACAGCCACAGGACUUGA
Lagenorhynchus albirostris (white-beaked dolphin) is the source of this 828-nucleotide messenger RNA. It is a transcript of the gene PKD1L1, whose product is annotated as polycystin 1 like 1, transient receptor potential channel interacting. Gene Ontology annotation, biological process: detection of mechanical stimulus. Lineage: Eukaryota; Metazoa; Chordata; Mammalia; Artiodactyla; Delphinidae. Gene Ontology annotation, molecular function: calcium channel activity. Gene Ontology annotation, cellular component: membrane. The record is from RefSeq and is a predicted model, not a curated record.